This is a messenger RNA of Musca domestica (house fly), 528 nucleotides long. RefSeq lists its product as uncharacterized. Bases 1 to 528 code for a protein of 175 amino acids. The transcript has 3 exons. The record is from RefSeq and is a predicted model, not a curated record. Lineage: Eukaryota; Metazoa; Arthropoda; Insecta; Diptera; Muscidae.
AUGAACUACCUUUGGAUACUUUUGCUUUUGGCAUUUUACAUCCAACUAAACAGCUCCGCAGUACGAUUUACAAACCUAAAAUGUGAAACCAUUCAUCCCGACUUUGUUUCAUAUGAAGUAUGCAGUCUGAGAGUAAUUACCCGAGGUGUUAUUGGCCUAAGUAUUUAUGCCAAGAUGUGGCAACUACCCGUUAAUAAUAUUUCGAUCAAUUUGAGUCUCUUUAAGAAACUGAAUGGCUACAGACCCUUUCUUUACAAUUUCAGUGUAGAUAUGUGUAAGUUUUUCAAAAAUCCCAAGAAGUAUCCUUUUGUUCAGCUAUACCAUCGUAUUAUUGUAAAUGAGUCAAAUAUAAAUCAUACUUGUCCUUACAAUCACGACUUAAUUGUGAAGGAUGUGUUUCUAGAUGAAAGCAAAUUUAAAAAUUUACCAUUGCCCCGUGGUGAAUAUCGUUUCGAUUUGAAAGUUAGUGCCUAUAAUGAUUUGAAAGGAGAAAUUAAAGCUUAUAUUGAUAUUAGCAGAGAUUUGUGA